Messenger RNA from Arabidopsis arenosa, 689 nucleotides. NCBI's taxonomy places the organism in Eukaryota, Viridiplantae, Streptophyta, Magnoliopsida, Brassicales, Brassicaceae. The record is from the annotation of a GenBank genome assembly.
AAAUCAGCCGGUUCGGGGUUUAGCCGCCGAGCCCUAUCCGAUCGUUUUACCAUCUCCAGUCCAAUAGCUUUCUCACUCUUGAAGCUCGACGAAGAUGUCUUGCUUGGUCUCAUCAACUUGCUCACUCGUCCCCAUCGACUCGAAUCUAACUCGGUCAAAUCGUUCCUGUAAACUGGGCUCUGCAAUUUCAUGGCAAUCUUCAUUUCCCAAACUCUCCAUCGAAAUCGGCUCUGUUAUCUCAUCUCCCAUUGUCAAAAAGGAUUCUUUUGUGCAAGCUGCGUGGACUCGAAGAUCACGUGGUGAAGCAGCGAAAAGACCCAACAGGAAGUCAUGGAAACAGAGAACAGACAUGUACAUGAGGCCUUUCCUUUUGAAUGUUUUCUUCUCCAGGAAGUUCAUACACGCCAAAGUGAUGCAUAGGCCAACAAGCAAAGUCAUUUCGGUUGCCACCACAAAUGCAAGAGAUAUAAGGACUAAUAUACCGUCUCUUGUGGAUAACGAAGCGUGUAGACUCAUUGGUAAGCUCAUAGCUGAGCGUUCAAUGGAAGCAGACGUCUAUGCUGUGUCUUAUGAGCCAAGAAAGGGAGAAAGAAUUGAAGGGAAGCUAGGGAUUGUAAUCGAUACGAUUAAGGAACACGGCAUUAUUUUUGUUCCUUGAUUCACUCUUAGAAUACAUGACUUAGCAUUUG